Messenger RNA from Microplitis demolitor, 1466 nucleotides. Its product is annotated as protein sister of odd and bowel. The transcript is spliced from 2 exons. Bases 122 to 1441 code for a protein of 439 amino acids. The record is from RefSeq and is a predicted model, not a curated record. Lineage: Eukaryota; Metazoa; Arthropoda; Insecta; Hymenoptera; Braconidae. Gene Ontology annotation, biological process: regulation of DNA-templated transcription. Gene Ontology annotation, cellular component: nucleus.
UUUUGCUGUUGCUCUUGACACUAUCGCACGUUAUCAAUUAACAUCUGCUACCUGUAGUGUUCUAUUCUUCAAAAGGUUACGCAUGUAAAACGUUAUCACGCCACGACGUGCUGGCCUCACAAUGACAAUGGAAGAUCGUUCGGGACCAGGCAUCGAUCGUGCAGACGGUGCAGCAUCAACCGCUCAUUCUGGUACAACUCAAAUAAAAACUGCAUCAACCGAUGGCAUACCUACAGAUGCAUCUUAUCCAAUUCGUCGUAACGGAAGUGCUAACAAACGUUCAUUUGACGUUGCAUUUUUAGUCGCACCGGAUGAAAAAUUAGCACGUCGCCAAAAUUUACCAUUGAUAAUUGAUCAUAGGCAUAAUAUUGAAAAUCGACAAAGUCCAGGAUACGUGUCAGCUAGCGCAGCGAUUGCCGACUUACGUCAGCCAGUUCAACCUGCCGGCAGUGAUAGGUCAAGCCCGGGUUCAUCAUCUGCGAGUCCACCUGCUGCUUUUCGAAGAAUUAGUCACUCUCUUCACCUUCAAGAACACCGGCCUAUUCAUCCGUCGCCACAUCAUCAAGAAGAUUCACUUGGCCCAUUGCCAAAAAGUGCUUUUACCAAGGUCAGCUGUCUAAAUUUUGACGAGUCACAGGGAACAUCGCCCCGGUCUUCAAUUUCACCAGACCGUCCUAAUUACCGAAGCAGCGUUAGUCCACCUGGAGGACCACCAAUCAAAGCCUUCAAGUAUGGUACCUUUGCUGCGGCUGCUGCUGCUGCAGCUGCCGCAGCCGCUGUAACAACACCAUUUCCUUUUCUCGUAAAUACUGCAAAUCCCAGUGAAUCUGCCGUCCAAACAAAUAUUCCAACAUCUGGAUUGGUUGAGAAUUUAAAAAUUGGCGGAAAAUUAAACAGUACAAUUGAAUCAUCAUCAUCAUCAUCAUCAUCAUCAUCGGCAGUAGCUUACAGAGCUUCCAAUGAAUUAUCGCCGGCAGCUGCAGCAGUGUAUUCAAAUCUCUCGUACUCACCAAUUUCUGUGUUUCCCGCGCCAAUGUCUGAAGCACUAGUACGACCACGGCACUUUCUCGGUGUCUCUGGAGUGACAGGUGUUGCUGGGUUACUGCCACCAUCAUUUGCGCUCAGUCUCCCGGCGCAAAAUGUUUGUGCCAAGUGCAAUUUGUCGUUCCGCAUGACUUCAGAUCUCGUUUAUCACAUGAGAUCCCAUCACAAGAAUGAAAGUGUUGGUGAGGCAGCACGACGACGGCGUGAAGAUAAACUCAGAUGCCCGGUGUGCGAUGAAAGUUUCCGUGAGAGACAUCAUCUUACAAGACAUAUGACGGCACAUCAGGACAAAGAGAGUGACGCAAUUGCUGAACAACAGCAGCAGCCGCAAGUUCAUUCAAUACCAGCUGUCAAAAGAAGUACUGGUGGAGCUGUUGUCCACGGUGCUGCUAAGUGACGACGUAAGGUCUCGUCGUCGUUCU